AUGGCCCGCGCGAAUGUUGUGGAGCAUGGCGUCUACGUGAAGCCGAUCAGCCAAAACCCGUACAUUUCAACCGUGCACGACGGUGUUAGCACCGGCUACAUGGAGGGCUUUUCUGCGAAGCCCAUGCACUGGCUUUACCGCUUCCGCUACAACUACCUGCCGCAGGGCUUUGCAACGGGCUUUUUCUCUCGCAACCCAUACGGCCGCUACGUGCACUGGUUGGAAGUCAGUACCAUUGAAAAGAUGCGUCUGCAGGCCACAUCGGUUGAGACGUUUCCUGCCAGCGUCCUGACCGCCAUUGUGUUGGCAUACACAAUGUGGUUCUGUUACCGCCUCGCUUUCGUGCACCCCGACAUCACCCUUUACAAUAUUGGUCUCUGGACAACGAAGCCGUGGAUUGCCGCACAGCGCUUCAACAAGAAGCACGAGAUCGACCAGCCUGUCUACCGCUGGAUCCACCGUGCUCCGGAGUACUACAUCACGGACCCGUACCGGCAGCUCACAAAGCUUGGUGUGGCGGCCAACGACACAUGGCUGGAGUACGUCAAGUCGAUGGGCCGCGAGGAGGAGCUUUUGGUGGGGCCGCACGACAGCAAGUGGAGGGAGGGUGGCAAGAGCACACUGCUGCCGCUUGAGAUUCCUUUCGAGGACAAGAGCGGUCACAGCCCUGGUCCGCUGCCCACAGUCCUCUAA
Molecule: messenger RNA, 693 nt
Organism: Trypanosoma grayi
Lineage: Eukaryota; Euglenozoa; Kinetoplastea; Trypanosomatida; Trypanosomatidae
Product: P27 protein
Exons: 1
Coding region: 1-693 (230 amino acids)
Source: RefSeq, a predicted model, not a curated record